AUGCUUCGCAAACUCAACCGUGCACAGCGUGAAAAGCUCGAUAACAUGCUCGAGCGCGAGAUGGCUUGCUUGUUAGAUGCAGGCAUGUCAUGGGCCGAGGCCUACGCCUGGGCUACCGAGGCAGUGUAUGAGGCUACAGGCUGUCGUCCAAAGGUCGCUGUCCAUCGAACACGGCGCGAUGCUGCAUGCCGCGAGCAUACAUAUGUUUGGAGAUAUAAUCAGCGAGGUACAGAAGCCAAGCGUCGAUAUCAUCGCACCACACAGUCUGGGACUGGAGCAGAGUUUGAUCAUAUGUUCCAGAAUGGUGCAGACUAUUCUGAUCUAGAGACAACUGGUAGAAUCCUCGAUGUUGACGAGUUUAUGUGGCGAGCAAACAUCAUGACAAACUUACUCCAGAAGGGCAUAAAUGAAGAUUAUGCUCGUCAACAGGGCGAACGAGUCACGAUUCGAGAGCUGGGAAAGCGCAAUGACGCUGGUUUGGAUGGUGUUUAUAAUGCUCGGUUUGCCCCUAGAGUGUACCGUGGUCAACGUGCACGCAAAGCAACGGAUGACCGUGCUCGUUCAGACUCUCCGCAUCGCCCUCAUGCUAGCAUGUCCAGUCGAGAAUGCCCGCAGUACAGCGACUACUUUACCCACGAACCUGGGGAUGACUUGCGUGCCCGCCACGAGACUCCUCGACAGUCAUCCCGAAGCAGCUAUAGGGGUUACCGCACGGAAGAGCGCCGUCCAGGCGGAAUCUCUUCUAGCAACUUCGAUGGCUGCAACGACCGCUCAGGCUGGUACGGUUAUUCUGGAAACCGCACACCGCCCUUGGAAGCUUCUGGCGUGAAGCCUGCCGAGGAUCUGUACGUACUCCUGGGAGUGCAGCGAUCAGCAGGGCUUGAGGAUAUUAAGCAAGCACAUCGUAGGUUGUGUAUGAAGCACCACCCCGACCGCGUAAAAGGCGAUUCUAUAGCGAAGCAGGCGGCAACAGAGAAAAUGGCACAGAUCAAUCAGGCAUGUGAUGUGUUGAAGGACAAAGAGAUGCAGGCGUUCUAUGAUCGCACAGGGAUGAUUGGCGGCCUAUCUGGUUCGCUGGAUGCUUAG
Messenger RNA from Boeremia exigua, 1086 nucleotides. RefSeq lists its product as uncharacterized. The coding region runs from base 1 to 1086 and encodes 361 amino acids. NCBI's taxonomy places the organism in Eukaryota, Fungi, Ascomycota, Dothideomycetes, Pleosporales, Didymellaceae. The transcript has a single exon. The record is from RefSeq and is a predicted model, not a curated record.